Molecule: messenger RNA, 3338 nt
Organism: Hydractinia symbiolongicarpus
Lineage: Eukaryota; Metazoa; Cnidaria; Hydrozoa; Anthoathecata; Hydractiniidae
Product: stimulated by retinoic acid gene 6 protein-like
Exons: 1
Coding region: 10-1794 (594 amino acids)
Biological process (GO): vitamin A import into cell
Cellular component (GO): plasma membrane
Molecular function (GO): signaling receptor activity; retinol transmembrane transporter activity
Source: RefSeq, a predicted model, not a curated record
CUAAACAAGAUGAGCUCAACAAAUGCAACAUGUCAACCAGUGUUAAGUAUAGCUAUGCUGCAGCAUUAUACUAUUAUACCUUCAUUGCUGAUAAUUUUUGUACUUUAUGCUUACGAAUAUUAUAAAACUAGACAAGUUAAAGUUAUUGCUCCAUUUCUGUUUCUACUGGACAAUGAUAAGAAUCGCUUCAUGGUAAUACUUGCUUUUGCAUCAAUGAUUGGAGAUAUUGUGCAUCUUUUAAUGAACAGUUCCACUGUUCUUGUGUUUCUGCCUGGGGUUAUUGGGCAGGCUUUUUGUGGUACUAUUUAUAUUAUAGAGAUUGGACUGAUAAACUUUCCGUUAUUUGCUUGUAUUAAUUCUUCAUAUGUUGUCAUGGCGUAUGUUUUUGGUGCAUUGUUUACAUUGUGGAAAUUAAUUUUUGUGUUGUUACAGUCUUGUUAUUACUCCUGCUCCUUUAAUGUUACGGAACUUGUUUUGGUAAAUGUUAUGGAAAACUUACCCAGCAUUUUAAGCAUGUUGGCUCUUUUUGGAAUAUUUGUUAAAAAUUGUUACAUAAAUUUGAAGCAAGGAGUGUACUGCAGACCGUUACUGGAGCAUAAACUAGUGAACGACUAUCAAAUUACUUAUGUGAAGAAAGCGCUUAAUGUCCUUUCAAGAGACGUUGUAGAUUUUUAUAGCAGCAACUUCCUCAAAAGAUUGUACAGCAGAUACAGCAAGCCUUGGUUUAAGUUUUCUACUGUGUUUUUAUCAUCUAUCGUGGUUAUCGUGAUUGUGUAUUAUUAUCUGGCUGUUUUAUCCAUAUAUGGUUUCAGUAAAGCAAAUGGGAUUCUUCUUACUUCACUGGAGUCUAAUAUCAAUUCAACCGAAAACAUAUACCCAACACUUAAGAAAACAAUGGAAGGUUUUUACAUUUCAUUUUAUGUUUCCUUUGCUGUAACUGGAAUAGUGUAUGGUCUGCUACUGCUUCACUUUAUCUAUUCACACCGUGCAAAUGUGUUAACUCUGUAUGCUGGCAAAAAAACUGAUAUUUCCAAACUUGUUAACUAUCGAUUAAUGGUUUAUUACAAUUUAUUCUUUCCUGGUUAUUUGGUUGCAUACAUGACCUGGGGGAUGAUUGUUUUUUUCAUUGUAUUUUUCAUUUUGUUCUUCCUGAUAUAUGGAUUUAUUGUUUUGGCAGUUGAUUUUCCAUCUGUUCAAGAAGUUGCGGAAAAUCUUAUAAGGUACCUUGCAUCAUACUUGCUUAUGCCUUUGAUAAUUUAUCUCCUGCAAUUACUGCUGGCAUACAAAGUUUUCACUGUGAAGCCCUUAUCAACAAUUGCGAUCUAUGUAAGAAAUUUGAAAAUUUACCAUAUUGCCAUGUACUUUUUCUUUUUCUUCAAUAUCGUUAUUGGUGCUGUAUCAUGCUUAUCCAGAUCUUUCAAAGCAUUUUUGGUCAGCAUUUUGUUUCUUGGACGAAUUGACCAUACCGCAAUGAUUUCCAAGUUUUUCCAAAAAUUUGAUAGUGGUUUUUUAGCAUACAUUGGUUUCUUGCAUGUUCAAGCUUCAUAUAAAAACCCAAUUAUGAGAUAUUUUUGUCAAAUUUUAUUAAAUGAAUCUUGCAAGAGCGAUUCAACUAUUUUAGAAGACGGUUAUUGUUUGUUCACUGAUUCAAGAUGUAUUGUUCGCAGACAACACAUUGUUAACUCAGUUGCUUUUAAUCGAUGGUUUUUAGCAUACACCUUGAUAAACAAUCCAAGUUUGGUUAAGGAAAGAUUCAAGAUAGUGAAACCAAGGUUACCAACGAUAGUGUGUUGACAUAAUUUAUAUAUUUUUCAAUUAACUUUAAACUAUUAAAAUAAAUAUGUAAUGUUUUAUUCAAACAAUUUUGUAAAUAAUACAUAAAUGAAUGAAAUAUUGACUAAUCAUCAUAAUGCUCAAUCAUCAUAAAACAAACGGCUUGUUGAUUUCAUAUAAAGGAGCUUAAAAAGUUGUCUAUAAAUCUUUUUAUUAUUUUAAAUUUUUGUUGUUGUUUUCCCAGAUAUAAGUCUUUACAGUUUAAAUACUUAUGCAGAAUUUAGAUACUCAGAAAGAAUUGCUUGUAUAAAUGAUAAUCAGGGUAAAUAAGUAAUACCAUAAUGCUUCCAACCUUAAACCUAAGAUUUAGGAAAAAAGUGAUUAAGUAAGUAUACUUUCACUAUUGCCUAUGAGGGAGGGGCGUCUAUUCGAUGGGGGCGUUUAUUUAAAAAAUGACUGAAAAGGAGGGGCGUCUAUUCGAUGGGGGUGUUUCAUAGAAGGGGGCGUUUAUUCGAAACAUUACUGAGAAUAAUAAACUGGAUAGGUUAAAACAUAUUUACAUCAUCAUAUACCUUGAUAAACCCCUAAAGCAGUGCUUUAUUUAUUUUAACACACAGUGGCAUACAUUAAUUAGUAGGUUUAUCAAAGCUUGUUAUCAAGAUUAAAAACAAAACAAAUCAUACACAUCUUUUCCAGCUCUUAAUCAUAUGUUACAUCUGAAAAAAUAUAUUUUUAUGUAUAAGGCAGGGUAUAUAAAUCUUAACAUAUGUCUUUAUUUUAUUUUUAAUUUUCCUGAUUAAUUUAUUUUUUAUGAGUGUUUAUACAGGGUUACCACGCCUCCUCAUAACUCCUCACAUCUCAAAUGUCCUCAAUUAUUUUUUAAAUUUAGGUUUUCUUCUCAAAUCUCCUCAAAAAAAUAUGACAUUUGGUUAUUUUGUAUGCUGUUUUUAUAUUAUUUAUGUUGAAUCACAACAAUUUAUGGUAUGCCUGCAAAGAUUACUUUUUUUGUUGUGUUUGUAUUUGAAGGAAGAGUUCUUAGUUAUCUUUUGUAAAUAAUAUUAAGAUCUUUGUGUUAACAAUUAUUAAAGUAUAAAUAUGUCACCUCCGCCAUGGUGUUUUGACAAUAUGUCAAUGUUUACAUAUAAACUGAUCAGAUGAAAUGUAAAAGAUGUGAUUAUUUUUGUAUUGUAUAUAUAUCUUUCCAAAAUUUUCUUUUUUACAUUUUUUCUAAAUUUUUGUAUUUUUAAAGAAAGGCAAAAAAUUUAUUGUUUGUUGUUAUUUAUUGCUAAUUUGUCCUUUAUAAUUGUCUGUGAUGUGUGCCCAAAAAAUAAAUAAAUACUUUUUUCUUAAUUCAGUAUUUACUUAUUUAUUUAGAGAAUAAUAGACAUCAAAAACAUUUUGACAACAAAUUUUUACAAACGCAAAUGCAAAUUUUUGUUUUUGAAAAGAUUUACUGUGGCAAAUAAUUGCUGAACAAAUAAACUAAGCCACCCGCUGUGACAUUUCCAUAGUUUUGUAACAUUCAUUUUUACUAAACAAAAAACAACGUAUUUUAAUCCUGAAAA